Penicillium salamii is the source of this 570-nucleotide messenger RNA. The record is from the annotation of a GenBank genome assembly. Lineage: Eukaryota; Fungi; Ascomycota; Eurotiomycetes; Eurotiales; Aspergillaceae.
AUGCUGAUCGAUGUUGUUUUCCCAAAGUUCUCGCAGAGCCACAAGAUACAAAGCCCUCGUCGGCAGCCAACCCGCCAGCAAAUCCUACACUGUAUAAAGAUUUCUCUUUUCAAUCACAUUAUUUCAAUGGCUAUGCAUGGAGCGAUACUCUAUGUAGCUGGUGCACAAGAAAUCUCUUUCUAUUAUGUUCAUCGCGCCCUCCAUCACCCCAGAAUCUACACCUACAUUCACAAGAUGCAUCACAAAUAUAUUACGCCAGUCGCAUUCGCUGCCGAAUAUGCUCAUCCGAUCGAGCAUAUUUUGGCCAAUGUGUUACCAGUUACGCUCCCUCUCCAUCUGAAAGGCGCCCAUGGCCUCACUAUUAUGGCCUUCGUCACCUUCGAGCUUUGGGAGGCCGCGGCUGACCAUAGCGGGUACGACUUUUUGAAAUUACCACCCGCCGAGUUGCACGAUUUACACCACGAGAAAUUUCGUGUCAACUAUGGAACUAUCGGCUUGAUGGACUGGAUUCACGGAACCGACACUGUUGGGUGGGACCGGAAGGAAGUGAAGGUGGAAAAGGCCAAAUGA